CUCUUAACGGAUCGGUGUUCUUGUGCUCCCAGAGCCCAGCAUGAAGGAGGUGAAGAGCGAGCGGGAGCGCAAGAGCCGCCGGCGGCGCCGGGAGGCGGACGAGGCGCCGGCCAUGGCCACGGUGGUGGUGAAGCAGGAGCGGCUCAGCCCCGAGGCCGAGCCGCCGCCCGCCCCGCACCGGCCGGACCCGGCUGCUGCCCCGUCCCCGCCGGCCGGGCGCCGCGGAAGCAGAGCCCGGGGAGGCAGCCGGUCCCCGGCCAAGAAGAAAAACAAGUCUUCUGCCCGAAGAAGCAAAUCUCCCCGAAGCAAGAGGAGUCGGAGUCCUCACCACUCAGCGGUCAAGGUGAAGCAGGAACGUGAGGAGCACCCUCGGAGAGGACGGAACGAACGGCAGCAUCGUGCGCCCUCAGAGCAGGAGCACCGGAGAGCUCGGGACAGCGACCGGGACAGGCACCGGGGCCAUUCCCGUCAGCGGAGGAGCUCUCCCGAGCGGCCUGCGAGCGCACAGGCUCAAGGACGGGACCGAGACCUUCAGAGCCUGCAGGCUCAGGACGACGAGCGGGAGUUUUACAAUGCCCGACGCCGUGAGCAUCGCCAGCAGCACCAAGUCAGUGGCGGCGGUCAUGAGUCGCAGGAGGUGGUGCCUCGACCUGCUGGCAAGAAAGAAAAAGUGGCACCUGUGAAGGAGAAGCCAAGCUUUGAACUCUCCGGAGCCCUUCUCGAGGACACCAACACCUUCCGGGGGGUGGUUAUUAAGUACAGUGAGCCGCCGGAAGCACGGAUCCCCAAAAAGCGGUGGCGCCUCUACCCCUUUAAAAACGACGAAGUCCUUCCGGUCAUGUACAUUCACCGACAGAGCGCCUACCUCCUGGGGCGGCACCGCCGCAUCGCAGACAUCCCCAUCGACCACCCUUCGUGUUCCAAGCAGCAUGCCGUCUUUCAGUACCGGCUUGUGGAGUACACCCGCGCAGAUGGCACCGUCGGCCGCAGGGUGAGGCCCUACAUCAUUGACCUUGGCUCAGGCAAUGGAACCUUCUUGAACAACAAGCGCAUUGAGCCACAGAGAUAUUAUGAACUGAAGGAAAAGGAUGUACUGAAGUUUGGGUUCAGUAGCAGAGAGUACGUUUUGCUCCACGAGUCAUCGGAUACCUCGGAACUAGACCGGAAGGAAGACGAGGAUGACGAAGAGGAGGAAGGCGGGGUUUCAGACAGCUAGCAAACUGAGAAGCAGUCCACGCUGACGAGGCUCCUUCUCCUCGGAGGGCGUCAGGAUGGACUCCAGGAGCGCCGCGGUGCUCUCCUCAAUGCCUCUUGUUGCCUUAAGUCUUUCUUCCUGGCCAGCUUGUUGCAGUUAAAGGACACGGACUUGGGUUCGGCUAAACUCCUCUCUGUGGCGCCCCAGCCACAUGCCUGUGGGCAUUUGUUUCCAGAACAGUCUUCACCAAUUAAAACCCACCGUGUUCUGG
Messenger RNA from Ochotona curzoniae (black-lipped pika), 1466 nucleotides. RefSeq names its product Smad nuclear interacting protein 1 (gene SNIP1). Gene Ontology annotation, molecular function: mRNA binding; protein binding. The record is from RefSeq and is a predicted model, not a curated record. The transcript has 4 exons. Gene Ontology annotation, biological process: miRNA processing. NCBI's taxonomy places the organism in Eukaryota, Metazoa, Chordata, Mammalia, Lagomorpha, Ochotonidae. Bases 41 to 1216 code for a protein of 391 amino acids. Gene Ontology annotation, cellular component: nucleus.